Molecule: messenger RNA, 3191 nt
Organism: Orbicella faveolata
Lineage: Eukaryota; Metazoa; Cnidaria; Anthozoa; Scleractinia; Merulinidae
Product: PAN2-PAN3 deadenylation complex catalytic subunit PAN2-like
Biological process (GO): nuclear-transcribed mRNA poly(A) tail shortening; mRNA processing
Cellular component (GO): P-body; PAN complex
Molecular function (GO): poly(A)-specific ribonuclease activity; protein binding; nucleic acid binding
Source: RefSeq, a predicted model, not a curated record
GCUCAAUGAACCAUUGUGCACCGCGGGCUCUAGCGUGGAAAUAAGCUUCACGUUAUGUAAGAGUCCUGAACAAUCACCCAAACGAAGAUGGAUCUCAAUCAUGGCGGCGCUGUUGUGAGAGAGGAAUAUCAAGAAAUUCGUAGUGUUUUUAGCACAGGAAGAGACCAUUCUGGCGUUUCAGCUGUCCUUUUUGAUCCUCUUGAAGAAUUGGUUUGGACGGGGAAUCAAUCGGGCUAUUUGGCCUCUUACUUUGGACCAGAACUUCAAAAGUACACCUCAUUCAAAGUUCAUCAUGAAGAAAUCCGUGAUGUGACAGCCAAUGAUCAUGGAGUACUUUCUCUCACAAGUAAUGAACUCUGCUACUCAGCUCGUGCGGGACUUCGACUCUUUAGCCUCAGUGGCUCAGAGCUGUCAGACUUACAGUGUAUGCUACAGAGGGACGAGGCUCACUUGUGGGUGGCUGGACAUCAGGGCUUGAUGUUAGAAGUUGACUUGAAAAAAGGAGUGGUCAGCAAUAAGACUGAAGUGGAUCCUGGCACUGUUGUUAUGAAGCAAUCAAAUCGGUAUCUUUGCUGUGGAGAUACAGCAGGCAAGGUGCGACUAAGAGAUCCUUCAUCCCUCAAGUGUGAGCAAGUCCUAGAGGCACAUACAGGCACCUUGUCAGAUUUUGAUGUAUCAGGAAAUCUUUUGGUCACUUGUGGAUUUUGUUCAAGGAUGGGACAUUUGGCAAUAGAUAGAUUCCUGAUGGUGUAUGAUCUCAGAACUCUGAGAGCACUCCCUCUCCAGGUUGCCAUUGAUCCACUGAUGUUAAAAUUUGUACCUGCAUUUACAUCAAGAGUAGCUGUAGUUUCUCAGAGUGGUCAGUUCCAGCUUCAUGAGCCAGGUGGUCUGGUCACGCAGUCAUCAAUGAUGGUGUAUCAUGUGAACACUCACGGCACCUUAUGCACAACUUUUGACAUUUCUGCUACCUGCCAGGCCAUGGUAUUUGGAGAUGCAGGAGGUAAUACACAUCUCUGGGGAGACACCCAGGAAAAAGAAGUAACAUACAACGUAUACUCAAGGCCUACAGAGUUUGCACAUCCAAUCCCUCAUCUUCCUCCACUGGCCAUUGAUGAUUACUCAGUCCCGUUAUCUUCUUUUCCUCUUCCAAUGCCCAAUGGGCCGCUUCUUUCUGACUGGCCAGAAGAAAAUAUGAUGGCUGCAGACAGACCUACUCCCGCAAUUGAACCUGAAAUCCUCCGCACUAUGGUUGUUAGGCAUUUCAUUGGCUAUGCACCAAACCCCGGUAACAGAAAACGAAAUCAGGUAGCAUACCCUCUUAAAGAUGCCACGAUGAUCACUCCUGAGGAAGAAAAUACUGUUCCAGAUUCUCCCAUGAACCGAGAGGAUGACCCUGGAAGUGUUAUUCCAAAACAUUAUAGAAGAGUAGAGAUCAAAUACUCUAAACUUGGUGUUGAGGACUUUGAUUUCAAGCACUACAACAGAACAUUAUUUGCUGGCUUAGAAACACACAUUCCUAACGCUUACUGUAAUGCUAUGCUACAGCUGUUUUAUUUUAUCGAGCCGCUGAGAGUUGGCAUGCAAAAUCACUUGUGCCAUCGUGAAUUUUGCCUGGCCUGUGAGCUUGGCUUCUUGUUUCACAUGUUGGACAUGUCAUCUGGACAAACUUGUCAGGCCAACAACUUUCUUCGAGCUUUCCGCACCAUUCCUGAGGCAGCAGCGCUUGGUUUAGUCUUGAACGAUGUUGAUGAAUCAUUCGGAAAUGCUAACUUUCCUCGCUUGAUACAGAGUUGGUUUAGAUUCGUUCUUCAACAAAUGCACCAGGACACUCUUGAACCACCUGCUAAUGCGGAAGGAGUAAGGGAAGAGAAACAAAAUCCGUCCAGCAAAUCGCAGCAGUCUUCCAUAAUCCAUCGCCUGUUUGGUUCAAAUGUGCAGCUGCUGAGUCGCUGUCGUUGUGGUAAAGAGUCCAAAAGGGAUUCCACCACAUUGCUCUUCAAUCUAGAAUACCCUGAAGUGUCUGACGAAAAACAACUGGGUCCUGUGAGCUUCGAGUCCGUGUUGUUAUCGAGUUUGUGCCGAGAACAAAGCAUGCAAGCUUGGUGUGAGCAGUGUUCCAGAUACCAGCCUACAGUUCAAAUUCGUAAAGUUAAGAAGCUACCAGAUAUCUUAGCAUUCAACUGUGGCAUGGAACACACGAAAGAAGUUGACUUUUGGAGAUUGCAACAGCAGUUGCUAGAUCCGCCAAAACCUGAAGAGAAACCCACAGUCGUUCCAUCAUCCGGUCGUGCUUGUAGAUAUGGCAAUGCUUGUACCAGACCUGACUGCAAAUUCAGACAUGACAGAGACGCUGCUUCAGAGGACGGACGUUCGGAGGUCAAUACCGAAGAGGAGGAAGUAACUGGUUGGAUUCCAUUAUCAAUAAAGAUAUCUUUUGAUUCUGGUGAAAUACAAGUGACCAAGAUUGAUGAGAAUCAGAAGGUAAAAUGUUCAGAGAACGAGAUCGUGUAUGACUUGCUAGCUACUGUGGGCCAUGUACAGGACUUUAAGUCUGGUGGAAACUUAGUGGCGCACAUACAUGUUGGAACAACCUACCACAGCAGAAAGGAGGGCGUCACAUGCAGCCAGUGGUACCUUUUCAACGAUUUUGCUAUCACUCCCAUAUCACCGAGCGAUGCGGUUCAUUUUUCGCUGGAUUGGAAACUCCCGUGUGCCGUUGUGUUCACACGAAGAGACAUCAACAGUCGUCACGAUACCACAAGUAAGCAGACAUGACCCAAUCUGUAUCUAAAAGUUAAAUAAUACAGCAUUUUUGAUUGAAGAUUACCGUUCAAUAGCUAUAGUUGGAUGAAUGGUUGUGUCGCUCGAAAGGAUCUUUGCCAAGUACAUACAAUUUUGAGAGCUGAACGGUGCUGCUUGCUAGACGUAGCUCCUAUCGUAACAACCGGAGACAGCAAAACGAAGGGCACAAUUUAGCAUGCGCUGUAGUUUCUCUUCAUCGGAAUUAACUCACACGCUUCUUAAAAUAACAUAAAGGUCUAGAAUACUGAUCUACAUUGAAAAUCAAGAUCAAAGGAGGAAAUAUAUCAAAAUAUGAUUCGCGGCGAAAACUAAUAAACUAACCCAAUAGGGACCUUACGCAAAACACGACGGCGACGGCAACGAGAACGUCACUAAACAAAAGGUUUAAU